AUGGGUGAACAUGAAAUUUGGAAUAAAGAUGAUUUAACAGUGUUUGCUCGAUCUACAUACUUGAACUAUUACAUUCCUCUAUUUUUACUAUUUGUGAAUUUAGUUUUUUUUAUACUGAAUAUAUCUAGGUAUAUUUUGUUGAAAUUAAAAGGUCGAUUUAAGUGGGAAACUUCAAAUGAGUUUGACAGAGAUUGGAACAAGCACGGUGUUCUUAAAAAGAGAGAUACGGUACCAAAUCAUAUUCCUUAUGUAGGGACUAAUUAUAAUUCAAAAGUACUCAGCUCUCCAUUUGAUUCAACGGAUUAUUCCGUUGAUUCUGUAAAGGAUAGACAUUUUGAUAUUGAUUAUAUUGCAAAGGAAGUGUUAGAAAAUAAUAAAAUAACUUUGAAUAUAGUUCAUAGGAAAUUCAGGGAUAAAUUAAGAAUAAUAAUAGAAUUUUUACUGGUUACUAUUAAUACUAUUAUUCAUACUCAUAUUUUAUUAAAUUCAGAUCUAAAUAUAACCGGUGAAUUGACUUUAAGAGAAUAUAUGGUAUUUUUUGCACUAUGGUUUAGUUUAUUUAUCAUUAUUACUCUUCGUCUGAUUAAUAUGAAUGAAUCUGUAAAUUGGAUAUGUACCCUAAUUGGUGAUCUUUGGUUAUUAUCAUUUUCAAAUUAUUCUAUAUUGUUAAUUAUAGGAACUGCAUCUUAUCGCUCCGUGCUGAUUGGAAGCAUUAAAACACAUGUUGAUAAAAUUUACCAUACACAACAAUUCUAUAUAAAUCUAAUUCUAUUCUCGAUUCUUCUCUUUUCACCAAUUCAAAAUUCAUUACCAUUAUUAUACAAGACAAGAGAUGAUAUUACUCCAUCACCUGAACCAUUAUCUUCAAUUGCCAAUUAUAUAUCGUUUUCGUGGUUAAAUCCAUUAAUAUCGAAAUGUAAAAGGAGUAACUUACUCUUAUCUGACGUCUGGGCUCUUACUUAUGAUGAUUACUGUUCACAUGUAAUGCAAAACUUUAAAGAAAAGUGGAGUACCAAAGUUUACUCAAAUUCAUUCUCAAUCCGGUUUGCAUUGUCAUUGAAAUAUUUUUUGUUAAUCCAGAUAAUUUGGUCUAUAGCAGCUUCAUUUAUCACCUUUGUUCCUAUUAUUUUCCUUCAAAAAUUCCUAGAGUACAUAGAUAAUCCAAUGACAACUUCAAAAAAUGUUGCUGUGCUUUAUGUAAUUGGUAUGUUUAUUUCUAAAGUUAUUGUUUUAACAUGUCAAGGGCAAAUUAAUCACAUAGGUAGGAGGAUGUCAAUUAGAAUGAACAGUAUCCUUAUUUCUGAAAUUUACUUUAAGGUUUUAAGAAAGGUAUCAAUAUCAGCUUCAACAUCCCAGGGUAGUGACAGACAAGAUUCAGGUUUAAUUUAUGAUGAAGAAAUUUCCCCAAAGGGAGACGGUGCAAUUUUAAAUCUAAUGUCAGUAGACGUUUCUAAUGUUUUGCAAAUAUGUGAAUACCUCCAUUUGCUUAUUGGAUCUAUUAUCAUGAUAAUUGUUUCUUUGUCAAUGCUUGUUAGGUUGCUGGGAACUGCGGCAUUUGUUGGAUUAUGUGUUCUCUUGCUGAUUUUUCCAUUGAAUGUAUUUUUAGCUAGAUCGACCUCUAGAUUCCAACAUGAAGGACUAUUAGUUACUGAUAAAAGAAUUCAAAAUCUUAAUGAGUUAUUUAGUUCCAUUAAAAUUAUCAAAUGUUUUACGUGGGAGGAUAAUUUUAUCAACCACAUCUUAAGGACGAGAGAUUCUGAGGUUAGAAAAAUGAAAUUAAUAUCCGUUAUAUGGUCAUGUAAUGCCAUAAUUUGGUAUCUGACUCCAACAUUAAUCACUAGUAUCUCUUUUGCUUACUUUAUAUUUUGUGAGAGAGCAACACUCACGGCACCUAUUGCAUUUACUGCUCUCUCUCUAUUUGGACUACUUAAAAUGCCUCUAGAUCAAUUAUCUAGCACAAUAAAUUAUAUUGUUCAAUCAGUAAUAUCUCUGAGAAGGAUUCAAUCUUUCUUAGAUGAACCAGAUAUGGAUAAACAGAAAAACCUACUUUUAUCAAAGGAUGGCACCUAUUUUAUGUUCAGUGGUGCAACCAUUGGAUGGAGCAUUAAUAACAAAGGCUUUAUCCUAGAGAAUCUUAAUGUUAAAUUUAAAAGUAAAAAACUGAAUGUGGUUGCUGGUCCAACAGGUGCUGGAAAAUCUUUAUUGCUUAUGAGCUUAUUAGGAGAAACCCACUUGUUCAAAGGUGAAAUACAUGUUCCAUCAUUAGCUUCUAAACAUGAAUUGAUGAUUCAUGGAGACGGUUUAACAAACUCGAUAUCUUACUGUUCUCAAAUUCCUUGGAUUAUAAACGAUAGUAUUAAGAAUAAUAUUUUGUUUGGAUCAGAGUUUAAUUUGAAGAGAUAUAAUGAUGUUAUCCGAGCCUGUUGUCUAACCAACGAUCUAAGAUUAUUACAGGAUGGUGAUAAUUCUAUUGUAGGAGACAGAGGGCAGAAUUUGUCUGGUGGACAAAGACAGCGGGUAUCGCUAGCCAGAGCAAUCUAUUCUAAAUCAAUGCAUAUAAUUUUAGAUGACUGUUUAAGUGCAGUUGAUUCGAAGUGUGCAAAAGAUAUUUAUGACUUGUGUUUGACUGGGCCCUUGAUGAAAGGAAGGACAUGUAUUUUAGUUUCCCACAAUGUUGAGUUGGUCAUUAAGAAAGCUGCAUAUCUUUUAAUAUUGGACAAUCGAACUACGGCGUAUAAAGGCCCUCCUGGUGACUUGUUGAAAGAUAAAGCACUCCGUCAGAGAUAUUGUAAAUUUGAUUUUAAUGAAUUAAAUGAAAAUUGCCCUAACCAAUGUACAACAUCUGUGGUACAUAAACCAGAUUAUUAUUUAGAAGACAGGGAUAGUUCAAGCAAAACUCAGUCACAAACAAUAUUGAAGAACUUGGAUGAUCAAAAUGAGAAUAUCCUUGGAGAGGUUGUUCCUAAUGGUGCAGUAGACUUAUAUCUGUACAAGUGGUACUUCAAAUACUUGGGAGGUUGGAAAGUUUUGUCUUUGAUGCUUUCUUCCUUUUUGUUAGCCCAAUUUGGAUAUUUUGCUCAAUCUUGGUGGGUACGUAACUGGUUGAUAAACCGAAGUGAAGUCUCUAAUUUUUCAUUUCUAAAAUCAAACAAAAAUUCUGAUACUAAUGAUAAGUAUUACUUUUUUAUGUAUUUUUUCAUUGGUUUAUGCUAUGCAUUGUUCUCGUCAAUUAAGUCUGGUUUGACGUAUUUCACAGGUAUAAACGCAUGCAAUAGGAUAUUUAUUAAAAUUUUGCGAAAUGUGGUUUCUUCUAAAUUAAUCUUCUUUGAGAAGACUCCAAUUGGAAGUAUCAUGAACAAUUUUUCGAAGGACAUAAGAUCAUUGGAUUUUGAAUUAAGCCCGUUUAUAGAAGGUACAUUUUCAUGUACUUUACAGACAUUGAUGUCAUUAAUCCUAAUAACAUAUGUUAAUCCAAAUUUUAUAUUUCCGGCGAUAUUCAUCUUCUUAUUUUGUUGUUUUAUUGGGCAUUCGUAUUUAUGCUGCUCAAGAGAAUUAAAGCGAUAUGAGUCUAUCACGAAGACUCCAAUUUAUCAGCAUUUUUCUGAAUCUCUUGCGGGAUUAGUUUCUAUUCGUGCUUUUGGAGAUGAAUUAAGGUUUAUUAAGGUAAUAUUUACCAGAGUAGAUGAGUAUAAUAAAUCUUUUUUUUACUUAUGGGAAGCAAACAAUUGGUUAUCUUUUAGAAUUGAGUUAAUAGGGUCGAUUACAAUAUUAGCAACAGGAUUGUUUUUAUUAAGUAAUGCAAAUAUGGUAGAUUCUGGAUUGGCAGGUAUUACUUUUACUUACGCGAUAGCCUUCACCGAAUCUGCAUUAUGGAUGAUAAAAUUUUAUGCGACAAUGGAAAUGAACAUGAAUUCUGUUGAAAGGCUAUAUGAGUACACAAACUUGGAACAAGAACCAUAUAGUAGGUGUAUAACAAAUGUUGACAAUCAGUGGCCAAACUCGGGUGAUAUUAAAUUUAAAAAUGUUACUUUACGAUACUCCCCAGAAUUACCAAAGGUACUUCAGGAUGUUACAUUUGUAAUAGGAGAUAAAGAAAAAAUUGGUGUUGUGGGAAGAACAGGAGCUGGUAAG
This is a messenger RNA of Vanderwaltozyma polyspora DSM 70294, 4131 nucleotides long. RefSeq lists its product as uncharacterized. Gene Ontology annotation, biological process: transmembrane transport. NCBI's taxonomy places the organism in Eukaryota, Fungi, Ascomycota, Saccharomycetes, Saccharomycetales, Saccharomycetaceae. The record is from RefSeq and is a predicted model, not a curated record. The annotation marks the transcript as partial. Gene Ontology annotation, cellular component: fungal-type vacuole; fungal-type vacuole membrane. Gene Ontology annotation, molecular function: ATP hydrolysis activity; ABC-type peptide transporter activity; ATP binding. The transcript has a single exon.